UUGUGGUGUCACUCUGACGGCUAAGACCGCUCACGGUCCAUCUUGCCACUACCGGAUUGUUUCUUCAAUUAUCUGGGUGGAAAAGUGUUUUAUUUGAAUAAUUUGUAAAAUACCGUUUUAAAAACCAGAAGAAUGUCGUCAUCUGCCGCCGAGCAAUCCGAGGCGGAAAGCGUCGUCGUCGAAGAGCUCGACGAAAUGCAGCUGGACCCGCAAGAGCUUUCCCAGUUCGUGGAAGCCAGUGCCAUUCCGCUGCCGGGAGAACCUGGCACCUCGAUUAUAGUUCAGCCCCGGCGUCGAGUUCGCCGUUCCACCGUGGCCUCCACAUCAUCGGCCCCCUCGGAGUCGGAAACGGACGACGAGAAUCCCCAGCAGAACGAAAUCUGGAUCAAGAAGUUCGUGGCGGGGGAGAUCAGCUACUCGGAGUACCAAUCGCGGAUGCAACCGGGCGGGGAAAUGGACCUAGAGGAAGAGGAACUGGCCGAGCGACGGAAAUCGGCCAAGAAGUCUACGAAGUUUGAAAAGGAUUUGCGGGUGCAGCGGAAGGAUGCGUUGAGGGGGAAUCUGCAGGGCCCGACUCAGGUCAAGGUGGAAGGAAAGACUUCCAUGAAGCGACACCGGAGAUUCCUGCCUCCGGCAUUGCAAGGCCUGAUGGGACAGGCCAAUCUUUGCUACGCACGGGGAGACACCGAGAUGGCCAAGAAGUUGUGUCUGGAGAUCGUGCGUCAAAUGCCGUUGGCGCAUGAGCCGUUUGUGACGCUGGCCCAGAUCUACGAGACGGAAGAUCCGGAGAAGUUCCUGCAGUUUUCGUUGAUCGCGGCGCAUUUGAAUCCCUCGGACGUGGAACAGUGGGUUCGGAUUGCGGAAAUCUCCGAGGAGCGAGGCAAUUUGAGUCAGGCCUUGAUGUGCUACGCCCGGGCCAUCAAGACCGAUCCGAAGAACUUCGAUUUGCGGAUGAAGCGCGUGCAACUGCUGGAGAAGAAGGGCGAGGAGAAGCAGGCCUUCAAAUGCUACUUCGCCAUGCUGCCGUACAUCCCGAAGGAGCGGGGAGAAUUUUUGGUACAGACGGCCAAACGGUUGGCGAAGAAGUUCCACGAGGAAAGCAAUUUGGCUGCAGCCAUGGACGCGAUGGAUCGCGCUUACGGAACGGUCCCGGAGCUGUUCAGCGUAGAAGACAUCAAUCUCUUUUUGGAACUCCUCAUUGCAACCGGAUACUACCGGAAAGCCCUGGACGUUCUGAUGGCGCACACCAACGUAGAAGUCCACGAGAUGGUCAACGAAGAGGACGAAAACGACCCGAACGCCCAAAGGGGAAUCUACACGGUGGUCAUUCCCAACGACAUGGUCCUGGACUUUCGCACCAAGCUGGCAGUGGUGCUGGUGCACCUCAAAUGUGAACACCUGUUCGAUAUGAUUGUUUCAAACAUACUGACCAACAUCAACGUGGAGGAAGCCGGUGAUUGCUAUCUGGACGUGGCGGAAUCGUUGAUGAAAGAACUUCACUACCAUUACGCACUGAAGUUGCUGGUGCCGUUGAUCAGCAGCGAAAACUUUUCGCUGGCUGCGGUGUGGUUGCGCUAUGCCGACUGCUUGCGGGCCAUCGGAGACUACAACGAGGCGAUCGUGGCGUACAAAAAGGUUGUUUCUUUGGCCCAACAUUUGGAUGCCCGUUUGACCCUAUCGGCGCUCCUGAAACAGCAAGGCAAAUAUGACGAAGCACUUGAAGCCCUCGAACAGGAUCCGGAAAAGGACAUCAUGGACGCCGAGUUGCUCUACGAACGGUGUCUAAUGCUGAAGGAAGUGGGUCGAUACGAUGAGUUCCUGUCGUCCGGGUUUAUGCUGCUGAUGCGCCACUGCGUUCCGCUGCGAAGCCGACUGGAACUGGGUGCGGCCAUUUCGGUGCCUCGGUACUUUGAAAUGUUGAAGACCAUUGCUGAUAUAAAGCACUCUCGGCAGGACAAGACAGAGGAACACGCUCCGGAGUUUUCUCGCUCGGAAAACGAACCGUCGGUGGAGAUGGAGUGGGAACUGGUAAUGAUACUCCUGCAAGUAGCGGAUUACACGAAGAACUAUGCCUACUUCCAGAAGCUCGUGUUCACUCUGUGCACCGCCAAGCGCUUUCAAGUGUUCAAACAGGAACUUCAAAUGCUGGCCCUUCUCGGUUGUCUGUACAACCGCGAUCCGAUGUACGCUUACAACCUGAUUCGAGAACGGGUCAACAAGGAAGCGAACCUAAACAAGCCCCGUCUGUGGAAUUUGUUCAACCUGGUCAUUCUUGUAACGGGGGACAUCCGCUAUAACCGUUACCUGAUGCGAUUAUUCGAGCGAACCGCCGUUGAUCCGAAUGUCCGCGUCCUGCAGGCAAACUAUCACCUCAACGCGGGAACCUACAAGUAUGCCCUGAAUGACUACAGCAAGGUGUACAGGAAAACCGGCGAUCCGAUCCAUGCGAUGCUGAUCGGUGUAACGUUGACGCAGAUUGCGUGCCAGAAGUUCUCCAACAAGAAGCAAGCGUUGGCCUCGCAGGCCAUCGGGUUCAUGGAGAAGUAUCGCAAGGGAAGGCCGGCCGAGCUGGCCAACGAGAUCCAUUACAACAUCGGCCGGAUGUACCAUCAGCUGGGAAUGCACAGCUUGGCGGUGGAUCACUACAAGCGGGCGCUGGAGUUCACCAAUCAACUGAUCGAGGAGAAUGCGAGUUAUUUGGACCUUCGGGCGGAGAUUGCAUUCAAUCUGAGCAGCAUCUACCGAAGUAAUAAUAAUUUGGAAUUGGCGCGGAAAUAUCUGUAUGAGUACAUAGAGAUCUAAAACUUAAUGGUAAGAUGAACUUGACUGAUUAUAUUACAUAACUUAUCAUUGAACAUAAUAAACAAAAUGUGUAUCUACUAACGGUUUCCUUUCA
Molecule: messenger RNA, 2896 nt
Organism: Aedes aegypti (yellow fever mosquito)
Lineage: Eukaryota; Metazoa; Arthropoda; Insecta; Diptera; Culicidae
Product: general transcription factor 3C polypeptide 3
Exons: 3
Coding region: 133-2802 (889 amino acids)
Biological process (GO): transcription by RNA polymerase III
Cellular component (GO): transcription factor TFIIIC complex
Molecular function (GO): protein binding
Source: RefSeq, a predicted model, not a curated record